Molecule: messenger RNA, 6240 nt
Organism: Delphinapterus leucas (beluga whale)
Lineage: Eukaryota; Metazoa; Chordata; Mammalia; Artiodactyla; Monodontidae
Source: RefSeq, a predicted model, not a curated record
GCUCCCCGCCCCCUCCGCGCUGGGAGACCGAGACCGAGCCGGAGCCCGAGGACAGCGAGGGGCGCGGGCGGCGGAGGAGGCUGCGGGGGAGGGAGGAGGAUGCGGCGGGUGCCGUGGGGCCGCCGCCGCCUCUGAGCCGCGCCGAGCGCACGGAGCUCAGCCGCGUCGCUGCGGCCCCGGUCGCGCCAUGGGGAAGGAGCAGGAACUGGUGCAGGCGGUGAAGGCGGAGGACGUGGGGACCGCGCAGAGGCUGCUGCAGAGGCCGCGGCCCGGAAAGGCCAAGCUCCUGGGCUCCACCAAGAAGAUCAAUGUCAAUUUCCAAGACCCAGAUGGCUUUUCUGCCCUGCACCACGCAGCCCUGAAUGGCAACACGGAAUUGAUCACCCUGCUGCUGGAGGCCCAGGCUGCUGUGGACAUCAAGGACAACAAAGGCAUGCGGCCGCUACACUAUGCGGCCUGGCAGGGCCGGAAGGAGCCCAUGAAGCUGGUGCUGAAGGCGGGCUCAGCGGUGAAUGUCCCGUCUGAUGAGGGCCACAUCCCCCUGCACUUGGCGGCCCAGCAUGGUCACUACGACGUGUCUGAGAUGCUGCUCCAGCACCAGUCCAACCCGUGCAUGGUGGACAACUCGGGGAAGACGCCCCUGGACCUUGCCUGUGAGUUCGGCCGCGUUGGGGUGGUCCAGCUGCUCCUGAGCAGCAACAUGUGUGCGGCCUUGCUAGAGCCCCGGCCAGGGGACACAACCAACCCCAAUGGCACCAGCCCCCUGCACCUGGCAGCCAAGAAUGGCCACAUCGACAUCAUCAGAGGGCUCUCUGUGCAGGGCCCUGCCUGCUCCUCCUACCUCCCUGUCAGACUCCUCCUCCAAGCUGGCAUUGACAUUAACCGCCAGACCAAGUCCGGCACGGCCCUGCACGAGGCCGCACUCUGUGGGAAGACGGAAGUGGUUCGGCUGCUGCUCGAUAACGGGAUCAAUGCCCACGUGAGGAACACUUACAGCCAGACAGCCCUGGACAUCGUGCACCAAUUCACCACCUCCCAGGCCAGCAAAGAGAUCAAGCAGCUGCUGCGAGAGGCCUCGGCAGCCCUGCAGGUCCGGGCAACCAAGGAUUAUUGCAACAAUUACGACCUGACCAGCCUCAACGUGAAAGCCGGGGACAUUAUCACAGUCCUCGAGCAGCAUCCAGACGGCCGGUGGAAGGGCUGUAUCCAUGACAACAGGACAGGCAAUGACCGUGUGGGCUACUUCCCUUCCUCCCUGGGCGAGGCCAUCGUCAAGCGAGCAGCAGGUUCCCGAGCAGGUGCCGAACCAAGCCCACCCCAGGGAUGCAGCUCAGCAGGGCCCUCUGCACCCCCCGAGGAGAUCUGGGUGCUGAGGAAGCCAUUUGCAGGCGGGGACCGCAGUGGCAGCUUGAGCAGUGUGGCCAGUGGCAGUGGCCGGAGCAGCGGGGGCCACACCCUGCACGCAGGCUCUGAAGGGGUCAAGCUCCUGGCCACGGUGCUCUCCCAGAAGUCUGUCUCCGACUCCAGCCCCGGGGACAGCCCUGUCAAGCCUCCGGAGGGCUCUUCAGGUGCCACCCGGUCCCAGACUCCAGUGACCCAUGCCGGGCAGGUCUAUGGGGAGCAGCCAUCCAAAAAGCUGGAGACAGCAUCGGAGGGCAAGGGCGCCGAGGCUGUCAGCCAGUGGCUUGCCACGUUCCAGCUGCAGCUCUACGCCCCCAACUUCAUCAGCGCUGGCUAUGACCUGCCCACCAUCAGCCGCAUGACCCCUGAGGACCUCACGGCCAUCGGGGUCACCAAGCCAGGCCACCGGAAGAAGAUCACUGCAGAGAUCAGCGGCCUGAGCAUCCCCGACUGGCUGCCUGAGCACAAACCCGCUAACCUGGCCAUGUGGCUGUCCAUGAUUGGCCUGGCUCAGUACUACAAGGUGCUGGUGGACAACGGCUACGAGAACAUCGACUUCAUCACCGACAUCACCUGGGAAGACCUGCAGGAGAUCGGCAUCACCAAGCUGGGACACCAGAAGAAGUUGAUGCUGGCAGUGAGGAAACUGGCAGAGCUGCAGAAGGCAGAGUAUGCCAAGUAUGAGGGGGGACCCCUGCGCCGGAAGGUACCACAGUCACUUGAAGUGAUGGCCAUCGAGUCGCCACCCCCACCCGAGCCUGCCCCGGCUGACUGCCAGUCUCCUAAGAUGACCACCUUCCAGGACAGUGAGCUCAGCGGUGAGCUGCAGGCUGCCCUGACGGGCCCGGAUGAAGGGGCUGCCGCUGCCGCUGCCCCUACUGAGAAGCCCUCCAACCACCUGCCGCCCACCCCAAGGGCCUCCAUGCGGCAGGAGCCCAGCCUGGGUGGGCGGGCACGGCACAUGAGCAGUUCUCAGGAGCUGCUGGGCGAUGGGCCCCCAGGGCCUGGCAGCCCCAUGUCACGAAGCCAGGAGUACCUGCUGGAGGAGGGGCCGGCCCCGGGUACCCCCCCCAAGGAGGCCCGGCCCAGCCGCCACGGCCACAGCGUCAAGCGGGCCAGUGUGCCCCCAGUGCCUGGCAAGCCGCGGCAGGUCCUUCCACCAGGUACCAGCCACUUCACGCCCCCCCAGACUCCCACCAAAGCCCGGCCAGGCUCCCCGCAAGCCCUGGGGGGGCCUCAUGGCCCAGCCCCAGCCACAGCCAAGGUGAAGCCCACCCCACAGCUGCUGCCACCAAUGGAGCGACCCAUGUCACCUCGCUCGCUGCCUCAGUCACCCACACACCGUGGCUUUGCCUACGUGCUGCCCCAACCCGUGGAGAGCGAGGCAGGGCCGGCUGCUCCGGGGCCUGCGCCUGUGGCCGUGCCUGCGCCUGUGCCCACGCUGUGCCUGCCCCCUGAGGCCGACAUGGAGUCAGGGCGGCCCAAGAAGCGCGCCCACAGCCUGAAUCGCUAUGCGGCGUCUGACAGCGAGCCAGAGCGGGACGAGCUGCUGGUGCCGGCCGCAGCGGGGCCCUACGCCACAGUCCAGCGGCGCGUGGGCCGCAGCCACUCGGUGCGGGCACCUGCUGGCACUGACAAGAACGUCAACCGCAGCCAGUCGUUCGCUGUGCGGCCGCGAAAGAAGGGCCCCCCCCCACCCCCGCCCAAGCGCUCCAGCUCAUCCAUGGCCAGUGCCAACCUGGCUGAUGAGUCAGUGCCAGAUGCGGAGACUGAGGUGGCUGGGGCCGAGGACGGCCGGCUGGGGGUCCGGGCACAGCGCCGGCGGGCUAGUGACCUGGCUGGCAGUGUGGACACAGGAAGCGCUGGCAGCGUGAAGAGCAUUGCAGCCAUGCUCGAGCUGUCAUCCAUUGGGGGUGGGGGCCGGGCAGCCCGCAGGCCCCCUGAGGGCCACCCCAUGCUUCGCCCCGCCAGCCCAGAGCCAGGCCGGGUGGCAACGGUGUUGGCCUCGGUGAAGCACAAGGAGGCCAUUGGGCCUGAUGGCGAGAUGGUGAACCGGCGCCGCACACUGAGUGGGCCUGUCACAGGACUUCUGGCCACUGCUCGCCGGGGUCCGGGAGAGCCAGGGGGGCCUGCAGAUCACGGCCACUUUGUGGAAGAUGGCGCUACCCGGCAGCGGCCUCGAGGUCCAGCCAAGGGUGAGGCGGGUGUGGAGGGCCCACCACUGGCCAGGGUGGAGGCCAGUGCCACGCUCAAGAGGCGCAUCCGAGCCAAGCAGAGCCAGCAGGAGAAUGUCAAGUUCAUCCUCACUGAGUCUGACACGGUCAAGCGCCGGCCCAAGGCCAAGGAGAGGGAGGCAGGUCCCGAGCCUCCCCUACCACUGCUGUCCGUGUACCAGAAUGGAACAGGCACUGUGCGCCGCCGUCCGGCCUCUGAGCAGGCUGGGCCCCCAGAGCUGCCCCCGCCCCCGCCACCCGCUGAGCCCCCGCCCUCUGACCUGUUGCACCUGCCCCCGCUGCCCCCGCCAGACAGUGAUGCCCGGAAGCCGGCCAAGCCACCUGUCUCUCCCAAGCCCAUUCUGGCUCAGCCCGUGCCCAAGAUCCAGGGCUCACCCACACCUGCCUCCAAGAAGGUGCCACUGCCAGGUCCUGGCAGCCCAGAGGUGAAGCGUGCCCACGGCACGCCGCCGCCCGUGUCUCCCAAGCCGCCACCACCGCCCACGGCGCCCAAGCCGGCCAAGGCAGCGGCGGGGCUGCAGUCGGGCAGCGCCAGCCCGUCGCCCUCGCCGGCACGCCAGCCGCCUGCUGCCCUCACCAAGCCCGCCAGCACGCCACCCUCGCUGAGUGCCAGCCCGGCCAGGCCCCCGUCCCCCGGUGUGCCCGCGCUGCACGUGCCUGCCAAGCCGCCGCGCGCUGCUGCAGCGGCAGCCGGGCCCCCCGCCGCGCCCGACGGCGCCUCGCCGGGGGACAGCGCCUCGCCGGGGGACAGCGCCAGGCAGAAGCUUGAGGAGACAAGCGCGUGCCUGGCGGCGGCGCUGCAAGCCGUAGAAGAGAAGAUCCGGCAGGAGGACGCGCAAGGCUCGCGCCCCUCGGCCGCCGAGAAGAGCACCGGCAGCAUCCUGGACGACAUUGGCAGCAUGUUUGACGACCUGGCCGACCAGCUGGACGCCAUGCUGGAGUGACGCGGCCGCCCAAGUUCGGCCCACCCGCGCCGCCUGGGCUCCGGCCCGCACACUGACCUUUACCUCAGGAUGGGUACCUCUGGGGGCGGCGCGAGCGGGCAGGGCGGUGGACCAAGGGGGAGGGGCGCAGGGGGCAGCCCGCUAGGCAGCCGCGGGCACGAGGCGGGGGUGGGCCGUUCUGUCCAGCCCCCGCACAAGCACAACUCCUGCCCCUGGGCCCAGCUUGGAGGACUGCCUGGUUGGUGGGCCCAAGGGCUCUGGGCAGAUGCUGCUGCCUUGUGGGUGCCCUUCCUUAUCUGCUGCUCCCUGUGCAAUAACUGCUGGGCCACCUGCCCGCCCACCACCAGGCUCUGCCCGCUGUGGGUGGAGGAGGGGAAACUCCUGAACCCCCUGCCCUGAGUCCAGGUUGGGUCCACCCUGGGAGGCAGCGGGAGGGGGGCAGCUGCUGUAGCCCCCUCCCCAAUCUGUGGCAGAGCACAGGCCUAUGCCCAGCACAGAACUGCCCAUUGGGGACCUCUGCCAGCCACUCCAACGCAGCACAAGGGGCUGGGGUUGGGCCCUCUGCCCCACUGCACCCCCCUCCCUAAAUAUAAGCUAUUGAAGAGUAUUAAUUUAUUGGGAAUAAGCUGAGGCAGAUUUCCCCAGAGAAACAAAAAGGUAUAACUUUAACAAAUAUAUAUUUAAAGAAAGAAGAAAUAUUAUUGAUUCUAUAGAAAACCAUUUACCAACUGCAAGGACGCUGGAGUCCAGCUCAAGACAAAAGCUGUUAGAGGCCCCGGCCAUCUGUCUGUGUAUCCUUCCCUCCCUCUGUCCAGGAGUGGCCAGACCCCUGGGCCCAGUAGCACCAACGGGAGGCUGGGGUCUGGGGGAGGGGUCUGUGCUCCGCCAGGGCCUUCCCUCUGCUCUCUCUCCUAACUUCUCUGCAUCUGAAGAACUUGAAGGAUGUGCCUUGCUCGCUGCUGGGCUGUGUCAUCCACGCCGUGGAGACAGUGGGGAGGGCUCUGCCUCUCCCAUGGGUGCUGGUGUUAGGGUGCAUCUGGGCUUCAGGGGAGCUGUGUGCACAGCGUGGUGAACGUGGGCGCGUCAGUUGGGUGACAGCAGUGGGUGCAGGGCAUGCAUGCCAGGCUGCGUGUGGUGCGUGUGAGGGUGUGCCCAACCCUCCCUCCUUGGGGCCCUGAGCUGGCCCCACGCAGCCAGCCCACCCCCGCUCCAGUUCCCACAGACGCUCUGCUCAUGGUCUGAGGCCGUGUUGUGUGGUCGUUCUCGCCUUCUUCCUCCAUCUCCCCACUCCAAAAACUACUGACUGGCCUCCUCUAUCGUGUCUGCUGAUCCACGUGUUGGGCACAACUUUGACAUUUCUUAACAAAAAAGAGAAUUAAAAAGCGCCGAAAACCAGCGAUUGUGAUUCAGGUGGGCUGAGGGGGUCUGCCAAGGUGGUGCCUGGGUGUGUGGGGCCCCUUCCAGUGGUCAUGUGCUGGCACGUCCCCGGGUGGGUGGGCCUGGCCAGCUACUUGGUCUCUCCUCAGUGGGUGGCCCAGGCCAGGGCCAGCAGGUGGGGAGGGGGGUCCGGGCAGGGAGCUACUGUCAGCUGUCAAUAAACAGCAGAAUAUGGAGCUGCCUGGCUCACUUUUUUGGGGUAUGUACAUUGGGGCAAGUGGGGG